AUGCUUAUCCCUUUGCUCCUAGGAGCCACUAUUGUGGCGGCAGUACCAGCAGUGGUUGAGCGAGAAGCCUCAGCUGUCAUUGCUGUUAGUGGACAUGUCCCUCAAUCGGCAGGAGCUGCCAUCUUGAACCCGUUUGUAGCCUUCUCGAUUGAGUUUUCCUCUUUCCCCGACUUCGCGGGCAACUCUUCCCAACCGAAUAAGUUCUCACAGAACUUACUCGAUAACCUUGGUAAGCUCCAAGGUGGGAAGCCACAUAUUCGCGUUGGCGGAAACACCCAGGACCUUGCAUUGUACGACCCAGACCUGAAAACAGGAAUCCAAGGAACAUAUGUUCCAGCUGUAUCUGAAGACUACCCAUCCAUUGUCUCAUAUGGGCCCUCAUACUUCGAGUCAUACUCGACUUGGCCGGGCGUCAAGUUCAGCCAUGGCUUCAACAUGGGCAAGAAUGGCACUGUGGGCAUGGAUAAUCUCAUUGCCACCGUGCCACUGGCAUGUAAAGCCCUCAAGGACGGGAAACUGGCUUACUGGGAGAUCGGUAACGAGCCAGAUCUUUUCAAGACAACCACGCCGAAUAGUGUACGGCCUACGAGUUGGUCGGAGAGCGACUAUGUGACCGAAUGGCUGGCCAAGGCACAAGUUGUCAAGCGUCAGCUCAAGAAGAGUUGCCCUGAGAUGGCAGACGAGGCCAAGUACAAGUACCUUGCGCCGUCGUUUGCAGGUCUCACGAACAGUUUGGAUCCGCUCAAGACAUGGAAAAGUGGAUUGGAUACAGUCCACAAUAUUGGAUUGAACUCCAUGCACAACUACAUCGGCGGCGCCGAUCAACCAGGCGUUACCCUCCGCCACACCCUCAUGAACCACACCGCAACCACCCAUAGCGUCGAUCAACAUGCCAAACUUUCCCAAGAGCUCAGCUCCCAGGGUCUGACCAAGAACAUCCCCUACAUUCUUGGCGAGACCAAUUCACUCUACCAUCAAGGAAAACCAGGAUUAUCCAACUCGUUCGGCGCAGCACUCUGGGGAGUGGAUUUCAACCUCUAUUGCGCAUCACAAAGCAUCCAACGAACACACAUGCACCAGGGUACAGACUACCGCUACGCAUCGUGGCAGCCUGUCCCGACCAACAAGACCACAAUUGGAACCAAGGCACCAUACUACGGCAAUGCAAUGGUCGCAGCAAUGCUGAAAAGCAACCAAGAUAGCGACCAUGUCCAGGUUGUGAGUCUCCCCCUGACAGAAGAGACAGAGGCAGCUUACGCGGCGUACGUGAACGGCAUUCUGGCCAGGAUUGCAGUGGUCAAUCUGCAAGAAUACAACUACACAAGUACGGACUCAGACUCGGAUUCGCUGUCGCAUUCGUCUUCAGAAUCGACGCAGCGCCCUGUGGCAAAGUACUCUUUCCAGAUCCCGGCGACAUCGGCAAAAUUGCUCUCCGUCCAAAGGCUUAUGGCAAAUGGCAGCGAUUCCAUUACCGGGAUCACAUGGGACGGUUGGUCCUAUAACUAUGAGCUCCAGGGCGGGGAGCCGGUGCGACAAGCCAAUGUUACGAUUGGCGAAAGGCUAUCCGUGAGCAAGAAAGGGGCCAUCGAGAUCGAGGUUCCUUAUUCCAGUGCUGUCAUGGUCAAUCUUUAG
Molecule: messenger RNA, 1632 nt
Organism: Penicillium nucicola
Lineage: Eukaryota; Fungi; Ascomycota; Eurotiomycetes; Eurotiales; Aspergillaceae
Product: glycosyl hydrolase family 79 C-terminal domain-containing protein
Exons: 3
Coding region: 1-1632 (543 amino acids)
Source: RefSeq, a predicted model, not a curated record